AUGACCGCGACAGUUGGUGAUGUAUCUUCUUCGGGUGAUGUUACAGAUCGUUCGAUGUUGAAAGAAAUUGAUCAAUGGAUCGAACAGCUUUAUGAAUGUAAGCAACUCACCGAAGCGCAAGUUAAAAUUUUAUGCGAUAAGGCGAAAGAAAUUCUUCAACAAGAAUCCAAUGUUGAAGAAGUGCGAUGUCCAGUAACAGUUUGUGGCGAUGUUCAUGGGCAGUUUCAUGAUUUAAUGGAAUUGUUUAAAAUGGGUGGUCGAUCGCCAGAUACGAAUUAUUUAUUUAUGGGUGAUUAUGUUGAUAGGGGAUAUUAUUCGGUUGAAACAGUUUCACUUCUUGUUUGUUUAAAGGUGCGAUAUAGAUCACGUGUAACGAUAUUGCGAGGUAAUCAUGAAUCUCGGCAGAUAACGCAAGUAUAUGGAUUUUACGAUGAAUGUUUGCGUAAGUACGGAAAUGCAUGUGUAUGGAAAUAUUUCACGGAUUUAUUUGAUUAUUUUCCUUUGACAGCUUUAGUAGAUGGUCAGAUAUUUUGCUUGCAUGGAGGUCUUUCUCCCUCGAUAGAUAAUCUUGAUCACAUUCGUUCUUUGGAUCGAUUACAAGAAGUUCCGCAUGAAGGUCCAAUGUGUGAUCUUUUAUGGUCGGAUCCUGAUGAUAGAGGUGGUUGGGGUAUAUCACCACGUGGAGCUGGUUAUACUUUUGGACAGGACAUAUCAGAAACAUUCAAUCACUCCAAUGCGUUGACUCUAAUUUCCAGGGCACAUCAGCUGGUUAUGGAGGGAUAUAACUGGUGCCAUGAUCGAAAUGUUGUAACCGUUUUCUCUGCUCCCAAUUACUGCUAUAGAUGUGGGAAUCAGGCAGCUAUGGUAGAACUGGAUGAUGAAUUAAAGUAUUCUUUUCUUCAAUUCGAUCCUGCUCCUCGACGUGGAGAACCCCAUGUUACGCGAAGGACACCGGAUUACUUUCUUUAA
Messenger RNA from Dracunculus medinensis (Guinea worm), 969 nucleotides. Lineage: Eukaryota; Metazoa; Nematoda; Chromadorea; Rhabditida; Dracunculidae. The record is from the annotation of a GenBank genome assembly.